Mizuhopecten yessoensis (Yesso scallop) is the source of this 6701-nucleotide messenger RNA. Its product is annotated as 7SK snRNA methylphosphate capping enzyme-like. Gene Ontology annotation, molecular function: snRNA binding; O-methyltransferase activity; RNA methyltransferase activity. The record is from RefSeq and is a predicted model, not a curated record. The transcript is spliced from 4 exons. NCBI's taxonomy places the organism in Eukaryota, Metazoa, Mollusca, Bivalvia, Pectinida, Pectinidae. Bases 321 to 2231 code for a protein of 636 amino acids. Gene Ontology annotation, biological process: snRNA modification.
GCGCACAUCGAGCACUUGCUGAGCAGGAGCACGGAACAAGCUGGGGAACCGAGGUGGUAUUUCUCUCUCAAAGCGGUAUUUAAGAUAUUUGCUGAUACAUUUAUGGAACAUUUCAUGUUAAUUUAACUUCUUUAACUGCAUAAUUUGAGCGUGCUCAUUGCUGGUAGGCUAUAUAAAGAGGUUUAUAUGUAGGUCAAUUGACUGUUUUGAUGUCCGACUUUGUUAGUGUAGUCAUUGCCCGCUAGAUGGCGGAACUGAGUCGUAUUUAUGUUGUACACGUGCUGAUGUCAACAUAAAUAUUCGUCGCCCCAACGUUCAGAAUGAGUGUCGAGGUAAAGACUCCGACACGGACUCAGUUCGAGCACACUGAGUUCCACUGUGGUGAGAAACAGUUAAGAAGUGGAAAUUCUCCGCCUCUCAGAAAGUUUUCAUUCGGUGACAAUAAGAACCAGAAUGAAGGAAAACAGGUCAGGAAACGUCGCUUCAGCCAGUUUCGUGCCGAGACAAACCAGCAACACCAGUCUUUUGGCUUCAGGAGAAAGAGGCUGAAGUCCAUGCCAUCAGAAACAAUAGUGCUUCCUACUAAAUUUCUUCUUGGUGGAAAUAUCAACGAUCCAUUAAACCUAAAUAGUAUGAAUGACAAGGAGAUUGACAAAGUGUUAAACGAGAAAACUCCAGUAUCUUCGCCCUUACCUACUCCUCUUCAUCGACAGAAGGUUGAAGUUCAUAUUCCAACAAACAUCACUGACCCUUUGAAUCUGAAUUUAGACGAGGACUGGAAUUUGACAAAAGGUGCAAAUCGCAAUAAGAAAAAGCACAAACAUAAAAAUAAGAAGAAAGGAGAUUCAAGCCAAAAUACAUCCACUUCUUCAGUCAUGUCAACAUCUUUGUCAAAAGAACCAUGCUCUGAAAAACGAAAGGGUCUUCUGGAAGCAUUAAGGAUUGAAAUUGAUGACGAUGACAUUGCCGUCCCAAAUGCUCCAGAAACUAAAAAGACAUCUACAACAUCUACUGAGACAUCAGAAAGUGCUAAGACAGUGACUGUUAAUGUUCCUAAUGCAGAUAAAAUUGUUUCUCCUGUCAUUUCGCAGAUUUCACCAAGUAACCCUUUUUACCGACGCCGACGGCGGACUCUAAGCAUGAGCGAUGCCAGGCCAGAACCAUCUUCAUUAGUGUCACGAUCCAUUUUGAGAACCUCAUUAAGUCCACCGAGAUAUUCAUUAGAUCAGGACAAAGUCACACCACCAAAAAAGUUCAAAAGACAGUUCAGUCAAAAACCUGCAGAAAAGACAGCUUCAAGUUCAACUUCACACAAACAAUUUUCAAAAAAAGGAAAAUUCAUCUAUGGCAACUACAACAGGUAUUAUGGAUAUAGAAAUCCUGACACUGCAGAUGAUCACAGACUGAUUUCCUUCAAGAAAGAGUGGUUUGAGGGAAAGGAUGCAAUUGACAUUGGAUGCAAUGUUGGACAUGUGACAUUAGCGAUAGCAAAAGAAAUGCAUCCUCGUAAAGUUAUAGGAAUCGACAUUGAUUCUAGUUUGAUUGCUGCUGCUAGAAAAAAUGUGAGACAUUAUAUCUCAAAAGAGAACACGGGAAGUUUUCCCAUUUCAAAUACUCUGAGUUACGGUCCGAUUGCUGCCCCACCAGUGAAUGAAGCCAACAGCCACCCAAAGUUUCCACACAAUGUUGUGUUUGUACAGGGAAAUUAUGUACCCGAGAGAGAAGAACUUCUAGAACUGGAAAAAGAAGAUUAUGACGUCAUCUUAGCUUUAAGUCUGACCAAAUGGGUUCAUCUCAACUUUGGUGAUGAUGGCCUUAAGCGGAUGUUCAAGAGAAUCUACCGACAGCUGCGACCUGGUGGGAGACUGAUUUUGGAGCCUCAGCCCUGGUCCUCAUACAAGAAAAAGAAGAAAUUGACGCCUGAGAUUUUUGAAACCUUCAAAAGCAUCUCCUUGAAACCAGAGCAGUUCUCUGACUACCUUCUGUCAAAAGAGGUCGGAUUCUCAACGUGUGAGGUUGUAGACACUCCAUUCAACAAGUCUAAAGGUUUCCGUAGGACUAUCCAGCUCUUCACAAAAGCAGAAACGGCAGCCAACAGCCCAAAACAGGACGACUCUGCAACUAUUACUGAAACAGCAGCUAGUGCCCCAACUCCGAUAAGUCCAGAGCAAAAUAUGGAAGCAUCGGAAACAUGUGCUGGACUGGAGAAUACAAAACCAAAUGAGAGCUGAAUCAAGCUGAUCUGCGGAUACACUGGAUUUAACUUAACCAGACAGUGUGUGUUGGAACUGAUAACUGUGGUUACAUUGAAAAUUAGAUACAAUAGUCUUUGAAAAAUUGUAUGUGUUGACAUGUUACUGCCAUACUUGUGCAUUUUGGUGUUGAUAAAUGUCUUAUUCUUACUAUAAAACUGACCAGAAACUGAAACCAGAAGAUGAAUAUAUAUAAUAUGUAGUAAUCUUAGAUCUAAUAGCUACUGCAGUUUACAAGUCUUUCAGAAGUUCAUUUUAUCCUAUUUUCUCAAAACAUUCUCAAUUAACUCUUUUACAAAUAAAUGAUUAUGCAAUGUUUGAAUGAUUCUUGAUCGAAAAACUGAAGAUGUAUACUUUACUAGGUAACUGCUGUGAUCUAUAUACUAGGUACCUUAAUUGUGUAUCUGCAGUGUAAAGACAAGAAAAACAUAACUUGAUGUUACUUACUUAAUACUGAUACUUCUUGCCAGUAACUUUAAAAAAAAAUGAAAAUAAAUCGUUAUAAUCUACGAUUUCAAUCUCAUGAUAUUGAAUGAUUUGACAAAAAGUAAAAAGAAAAAAUCAGCAAUUUUGUGUCUGCUAUUAUAAUAUUAUUUUAAUGAAAGGUCAAGGGAGCAUUUAACUUUGUAAUGAUAAAUAAGCAGAGUAGACCUGUAAAAGACGUAUUUAGGUAUGAACAUUCUCAAUGAUGACAAGUGCUGAUGUAAGUGAAACAACCAAUAAGAGUUCACUGUAAAGACCUAGUUUUGUCUGAUUAGAAACAUAACUGUAAAAAUGUUGAAUUAAACCAAUUGUGUAAACACAGUCAGAAUCAUGAAGUUUCUUUAUUGUUUCUUAGAGGGAAUGAUAUUGUUUGGACUUCUCAUGCAUCGGUUACAACAGUGCAAAGUCUGUUUUAAAACUUGAGGUAGGCUUUGGAUCAUCAUAAAAGUCCUCUGGAUAUUUUCUGAUAACUUUCGGAAUUUUUUUUUGAUGCAUAUAUUUUUCUGAAACUGAAUGACGUUCAUAAGUUCCUGCUUGAUAAAUAACUAUCUCCCUUAGAUAAAGUCUGCACCUGUUUAGCGAAGUAACCAUUAGUUAACUUUUAUGUUUGAUUUUCUUAUACAAUACAAGGCAAAGACUGAAUAUGCGAAUCAAGGGGGUGUACUAGAAUAGGGGCAUCUGUUAGAUUGUCUGGACUAAAUUUAUUUGUUUUGAUUAAACACUACUUUUUGACAUGGUGACACAUUUUUGCAGAGUUGUGUCCCUUUUCUCAAGAAUGUCUGAUACAUGCACUUCUGAUAAAUGUGCAUAUAUGUUUUAUCUUGACAUUUUUUUUUAGAGUUGAAAUUAAAAAUGACAAAACAAGCAGUCUACUCUUAAAAUACUCCAUAGAAAUUAAGGAAGCUUAAACAAGUGAAAUUUCUCAGAAUACAUGUAUAUGUGUACUUUGUACAAUUAAUCACUUUGCAAUUGAAUUUUUAUUUCUUUAUUUUGCUUUAUACCCCACUCAAUGCUGAAACAAGUAAGCUCCUUUUCAGUUUUCUGGCUACAUGAUAUGUAUGUACAGUAUCCCAAUGGGAAAAUAUUUUUCCAAAUAAAUAGAACGGAAAGAAUAUAUUUUUCUUUCAAAAUCUUUUCAUGGAUAUCAAAGUUUUUUUUAAUUCCGGAUAAUAUUUCCCCGAUUUUGCAAUUGUGUCCAAAAUUUUCCUAAUUUUAAUUCAGAGAUCUUAACCCAAAUACAUUCUAUAACAAAACAAAAAAACCUGUUUGACAUUAAAAUGUUUUGUUCAAUGUCAACCAUGCAUCUUAUUUGUUUUAGUCCAUGUUUGUGAGAUAUUGUUAAAUUGUCCUAAAACUUGGAUAUGUCCAUUCUUAUCUAUGAUGUAUCUUGGCCAGUUGUGGUAUUUGUAAUACAGCAUUCUCAUUCUCAUUUCGUUAUUUAGUUUCAUUUACAAAUGCAUUUUUGUAGAAAUAAAAUCAUUCAUUGAUUGUUUAACCAAUUUCUGAAAUCAAUAUUGAACACUAGUUUGCAAUUAUUUUAACAUUUUCAGUUGUUUUCCGAAACUCAACCUUCAAUGUUUUUCAAACUUGUAAAAAGUGGAUUUAAAGGAAUAUUGAAUUUCAACCCCUUAGAUAAGAUUGCUAUCAUUUCCUCCGACAAUUUUCCCUCUGUUUAUGAGAUUAAUAGAGUCUUUCACACUCUGGAAAAAAUACAGAAAAGAUCUUGACCCUAUGGGUCUGGCCCUUGUUUUUCCUCACACCAGACAUUUAAUAUUGCAAAUCUUGCCAUGCUUGAUGAUUGAGAAAUGUUUCUGUCCUACUCCAAAUUGGGGAAAGAUAUAUUUCUCCCACCUCAAAUAUGAGUGUUGAUGGCAUGAAAUACAAACAUAGUUUAACAGUAGGGCCAAUAGAGAUCCUUCCAUAAUCUACUUUUCUUGACGAGACACCAUAUUGAUUAUUUUUCUGACGUCACAUCAUUGUUUAUAGCAGCUUGUGUGGCUUGUCUGUACCCUAACAUGUGUCUGUCCAAGAUGUCUAAUCCUUUUGUAAAUACAAUGAAUUUUGUUGAAACCAAAAAAUCCAAGAUGGGUGAAUUCCAUGUCUGCUUCAUACAGAAAUUAUAUAUCUGAGAAUAACUAUGCUAGUUUAAAAAGGUAUAUAUUUUCCUUGAUCAUUGAACAAAAUGCUUCAUGAUUUGAGGUACAAUGUAUGCUAUGUUUUUUUCCACUUUUCUCAUGGGGUGAUUUUUUGGCAAAUACUCAAAUAUUUAUCAUUAUAUCGACGAAAAACUUGAAAAAUUUAAUUACAUACAUGAGAUGUCUCUGUUCAAGGUAAGUAGGGAAAUCUGUCCAUUUUCAAAAUGAUUGUACGUUAUGUUGGUGGAGCACAAAUCCCAUCCUCAAUUUCCAGGGGUUACGAUCACCUACACUCUCUACAGUAGAGGGUGUAGGUGAUUGUAACCCCUGAAAAAAUCGAGGAUGCACAAAUCCUGACUGUACCCGGUCUUGUUCAAAUUCGAAGUUUAGGGUAAAUAUAGCAUGAUUGUAAACAGACAUUUCAUUGUUUGACCUUAAUACCACAUGACAAUUGGUUGUUGGUUGGUAAUGAAGCAGAACAGGUAGACAUUGCCUGCUUAUCAAGUCCUGUAUCCACUGGUUGGUGCAAAUGUAGACAGAAAACACGGCAACAUUAGCAGCGUCUAAUGUGCCAUUGCAAUAAUAUUUGUUGUUUGACAGGGUUUUUGCCAGGUGUUUAUAGGGUCCGGUACAGAAACCAUUCCCAAUUGAAAAAUUACCCUGCAUUUUCCCAAUUUCAGUCUUUAUUUUCCAAAUUUGAUUAAAAAGCAUGUUUAUAUAAGUUUCCAGUUGUAAUUUGUGCAACGUUCAAAGUGCAGGUGUAUUAUCGUCCAUGGAAGAGCAUUCAAAAUACAUAAAUAUUUGAAAUUGGAAAAGCAAAACACAAAAAAAAAAAAUGUUUGUUUAUAGCUAUACAUUUUACUGAAACAAACAGGUGGAGAAAAACAUUUUGCUAAUCAAAUUGCGGGUUGAAUUAAUCUAUGAUAUUUUCCCAAACCUGUACAUGUGGGAACACUGAUGAAAUUUCCCAACUUUUGCCAAAUGCCGAUGAUAUUUUCCCAAUUCCUGCUAAGGGAUCCUUUCCCAAAUUAGCUGGCAAAAACUCCGGUUUGCAACAUAAUGAAUCAUAACACAAGUUUUCAAAAUGCAUUUUUUUUAAACUUCUAAAAAAUUUGAAAUGUUUUUGUAUUUCUUAUCUUUGGACAUUGUAAAUCCCUAUACUUUUUGUUUAUAGUUUCAAUGUUUUUGAAAGUUCAUCAGAUGAAAUAUUUUUCGUAAACUUCUCAAUAAGCUAACUCGGCUUUAACCCUUUCACCACUGUAGAACAUUAUUGACUCUUCCAAGUUAAUGCAUAGUCGAAUUCGCUCAAGAUACAUAGGGGUGAAAGGGUGGAACAAUGUGGCUUAACAUUGAUUGUAUUGUUGCCUCUGACAACAAAAUGAUCCAUUUUUGGUCAGUUAGUCAGUAAGCAAUUUGAGGUGGUAACAAAUAAUUUCUUUGUUAAGGUGCUUACUUUAGCAUUAUUAAAUCAUGUGUUAGCAUUUUCAUGCAGAUUUGAAAGCGCUAAAUAAUAGCUGCUUAGUAUAAGAUAAUUAUUCUUCAAUGUUAUAUGUUAUUGGCAGCUUUAAUGCAAAAUAAUUAUGUGCGUAAUCAUUUGUGAGUGGCAUUAUUACAGUGAAAUGUAUAAAAUUGUAGUAAUGAGAAUUACUAUGAUUUCAAUGAUAUACAUGUAAUUUCUCCUGUGUAUAAUGGGGCAGAAAAUGUAGUUUACAAAUAUUGCCAGUAUGCAGUACAAGUAUCAGUGAUGUAUAUCUACUCUUCUAGAAGGAAUAUAAUGAUCUUAAGCUUUAUAAAUGUUAAAAAUAACACUGAAUAAAAUUCAGUCAAGUCA